AUGCCAACCCAGGACCAUCACCAGCAUCAGCAGUCCUCGACUCUCCCUGCCCAGGUCUCCGCUGCCGCUUCUCCCGCCUCGGUCACUGCCACCGCGCAAGCGGCCACCGCGGCCGUGAGUGCCUCGCCAAUGAACGGUGCCUCGCGACCGGGUGAGGAGUUGUCGUGCUUGUGGCAAAACUGCUCUGAGAAAUGUCCUACUCCUGAAGCUCUUUACGAACACGUUUGCGAGCGUCAUGUUGGUCGUAAGAGCACAAAUAACCUCAACCUGACCUGCCAAUGGGGUAGCUGUCGUACUACUACCGUCAAGCGCGAUCACAUCACCUCUCACAUCCGAGUUCAUGUCCCGCUCAAGCCUCACAAGUGUGACUUUUGCGGCAAGGCUUUCAAGCGUCCUCAGGAUUUGAAGAAGCAUGUCAAGACUCAUGCGGAUGACUCGGUUCUGGUCCGAUCGCCCGAGCCUGGUGCUAGAAAUCCAGAUAUGAUGUUUGGUGGAAAUGCCAAGGGAUACGCCGCUGCUGCUGCCGCUCAUUACUUUGAGCCCUCGUUGAACGCUGUUCCCACUCAGGGCUACGCCCAUGCCCCUCCUCAGUACUACCAGUCGCACCCACCGCCCCAGGCGGCUAACCCAUCCUACGGCAACGUUUACUACGCUUUGAGCCAGGGUCAGGAAGCUGGCCAUGCUUCUUAUGAGUCCAAGAAGCGCGGAUACGAUGCACUGAACGAAUUCUUCGGCGACCUGAAGCGACGCCAGUUUGACCCCAACUCCUACGCCGCGGUCGGCCAGCGUCUCUUGGGCCUGCAGUCUCUCCAGCUCCCCAUUCUCAGCAGCGGCCCGGUGCCGGAAUACCAGCCGAUGCCGGCUCCUGUAGCGGUCGGAGGUGGUGGUUACAGUCCUACUGGACCUCACCCCGCCCCUGCCUAUCACCUCCCGCCGAUGAGCAAUGUCCGGACCAAGAAUGACUUGAUCAACAUCGAUCAGUUCCUCGAGCAGAUGCAAAGCACCAUCUAUGAGAACGAUGACCAUGUUGCCGCAGCGGGUGUGGCCCAGCCUGGAGCCCACUACAUCCACAACGGCAUGAGCUACCGUGCCACCAACUCGCCUCCCAGCCAGAUUCCUCCUAGCCAUGCGGCGGCCACAACUUCUGCAGGUUCCAUGAUGGCCUCGUCUGCACACUCGCCUACUGCUGGUACACCAGCCCUGACUCCCCCGUCGAGUGCGCAGUCGUACACCUCCGGUCGCUCCCCAGUCUCUCUGCCUGCUACCCACCGUGUCUCUCCUCUGCAUGAUGGCGGGUCGAACAUGUACCCUCGACUUCCAUCUGCCACCAUUGCGGAUAGCAUGACGGCAGGAUACCCGACUGCAUCGAGCGCCGCACCUCCAUCCACUCUGGGCGGCAUCUUUGACCACGACGACCGCCGCAGAUACACCGGAGGCACCUUGCAGCGCGCUCGUCCUGAAGAGCGACGUCUGUCGGUGCAGAUGGAUAUUUCUCAAGACGGCAAGGAGGACCGUGACCAGACUCCUCCAGCCAAGGAACGCACUGCCUCGCCGCGGAUCUCUGCCAGUUUGAUCGACCCCGCUUUGGAGUCGAGCACAUCGAGCAGCCCAACCGAUGCCGAGACCGCUCUGCAGACUGCCAAGGCCGCGACCGAGGUGGCGGAGCGGGAAGAUGUGCAGUGGGUGGAAAAGGUUCGUCUCAUCGAGUAUCUGCGUAACUACAUUGCCCACCGUUUGGAGCGUGGUGAAUUUGAUCUUCGUCUUGGCCAGAUGCCCGCUCCCAGUGAGAUGGGUUCUCCCGAGACUGGACAUGAUGGUCAAAUGGAGGGUGUGGAGGAACACCACUCCCAGGACCAUGAGACCACCCCCCAGCCGCCCGCUGAGGAAGCCAAGCCAGAGGGCGAGGCAGUCAUGUACCCGACUCUGCGUGGGCUGGAUGAAGAUGAUGAUGGAGAUUCGAAGAUGCCGACCGAUGUUUGA
Molecule: messenger RNA, 1980 nt
Organism: Aspergillus wentii DTO 134E9
Lineage: Eukaryota; Fungi; Ascomycota; Eurotiomycetes; Eurotiales; Aspergillaceae
Gene: pacC
Product: putative C2H2 transcription factor PacC
Exons: 3
Coding region: 1-1980 (659 amino acids)
Biological process (GO): positive regulation of transcription by RNA polymerase II
Cellular component (GO): nucleus
Source: RefSeq, a predicted model, not a curated record